AUGGAGGUGAAGGUGUGCAUCAGCCUCGUCCUCGCCAUCGUGGCAACCGCCUGCCUGUGCCGGCCCGCGGUGGAGGUGCCGGGUGCUGCAGGGGACCCCCACCAGCUUCCUGCCAGCCUGGUCCGGCGGGACUGGCCCGAGUCCCUGUCCCAGGAGCAGAAGCACUUCAUGUCCCGGUUCCUGCCCCACAUCUUCACAGAGCUGAGCAACCGCAAGGGCUACGGGGACGAGGGGAUGGAGGCCCUGCACGACCACUACUACCCCGACUGGAUGGACUUCGGCCGCCGCAGCGCUGAGGACUCAGUCGAUGCCGUGUAG
Gymnogyps californianus (California condor) is the source of this 318-nucleotide messenger RNA. RefSeq names its product gastrin/cholecystokinin-like peptide. Gene Ontology annotation, molecular function: hormone activity. Gene Ontology annotation, cellular component: extracellular region. The coding region runs from base 1 to 318 and encodes 105 amino acids. The transcript has 2 exons. Lineage: Eukaryota; Metazoa; Chordata; Aves; Accipitriformes; Cathartidae. The record is from RefSeq and is a predicted model, not a curated record.